Molecule: messenger RNA, 1941 nt
Organism: Durusdinium trenchii
Lineage: Eukaryota; Dinophyceae; Suessiales; Symbiodiniaceae
Source: the annotation of a GenBank genome assembly
AUGAUGACUCCUGGUGGACUUCCACGUGGAUGGCCGCAGGCAUUGGCCUCGCCACCCCGUGGAGCACUGGCGUUGGUCGCCUUGCCGCUGUUGGGGGCCAUGAGCCGUGAAAGUCCCUUGCGACGUCUCCUGGUGCAGCUGGUGAUCUUGGCGUUGCGUGUGUCCACACCAAUGGCGGUCUCUGUGCUGCUGAGAAAUUUGUGGAUGAACGUGAGCCCCCACCACUUCCAUCCACGAGUGCUGGUGAAAUAUGGCCUGAUUAGCUGGUCUUUGGCAGAGACCAUGUUCAUGAUCUACAUUUGGCAGUACACCCGCUUUCUCAACGGACAGACCACCCGACGCUGGCGCGCCGUCAACGUGCACAACACCGCAGAGAAGCGCCGGGCCUCGAUGGAGCGCUACCUCUUGGCCAUCAAGCAGGUGUGCGUGGGCGGCUCGGAGGCGCCAACCAAAGCGCCGCAGCGGAACCCCUUGGGCUUAGGACUGCAGAAGGCCCGCGCAGCGCCGUCCCUCGCGCGCACGGGCGAGCGCCGGCCCUUGGGGCUGGCGAGCUCCGCGUCCUCCAUAGCGCGCACGGGGAGCUUUUUGCUUGGCGCGGUGAAGCAAGAGGAGAGCGUGGAGGACCUUCUGAAACACAUGGACGGCUAUGGCUCCAGUGGCGACUUGGACGCCGAGCUCCAAAGGCUUCGGUGGCACGAGCUGGCGACCUUCUUCCACGGCCCAGGCCGCGGCGACGCCGACGAGAUCACCACAUGGCUCCAGCGGGACAACGUCAAGGAUUGGAUCGCUCACUACUGGUUCCGCGGGGCAACGCCGGAGGAGCUCUUGUCGGAUAGCCCCCAGCAGUUUCAGGAACUGCGGGCGCUGGUGGACCUGGUGCUGCAGACGGCAGGUUUGCAACAACUGCGCCAGGGGCGGAAUGAGCAGGUGAAGGCCUACCGGAUUUUUUCGGACCCGCUGCCAGUGGUGCACCGGCCGUUGAUGGUUUAUGCAGGAACCUCCUUGUUUUGUCCGCUGGUGUCCUACAAGGUGAUGCAGUGGCUGGGCUUCCACCGCGAACGUGCGGGCGGCCUUUGCUACUGGAAGCGCUCGCGACGUUCCGGACCCGUGGACGGCGACCUCGCCGCGCCGCGGCAAGUGCCAUUGGUCUUCGUCCACGGAUUGGGUGUGGGCCUAGUUCCCUACUUCAUGUGGAUCUACCGCUUGUCCAAGCGCCACAGUGGUGACUUGUUCAUCCCGGAGUUCCCCUUCUUGGCCAUGGCACCCUGGGAAAGCGUGCCCAGCGCAAGGGAGGUCGUCGCACAGCUCCAGGACAUGCUGGCGGCGCACGGCCACACGGCGGCCCAUUGGGCGGGGCAUAGCUUCGGCUGCGUGGUGAUUGGCUGGGUGAUGAAGAUGUCUCCGUCUUCAUUGCACUUCGCCACGUUGAUGGAACCCGCGCAGUUUUUGAUCAUCAAAGCCGAGGCUCUGACUAAGAUUCUUUGGGGACUCCCCAUGACCACCUUCGAGAUCCUGAUCCGGUACUUUGCCUUCCGAGAGCUUUUCACCGUGAACCUGCUGUGCCGGAACUUCUUUUGGGAGCAAAGCUCGAUGUGGCCCGAGGAUCUGAAGGUUCCGUCGAUUGUGACCUUGGCCGCCGAUGACCACAUCGUCCAGUCGACCUUCGUGAAGCGGCUCUUGGAACAUGAGAAGUCGGCGCGGCGGCUGCAUCGCCGCAUGGCUUCCAAGAAGACGCGGAUCCCAACCUCAGGCUCCUCCACGGACAUCCGGGUGGACACUUUGAACCAAUCCGCCACGACGACCGCGUGUGGGCCAGAACGGCUGGAAAUCCUUUGGAACGAAGGCUUCUUCCAUGGGAAGAUCCUUUGUGAUCGCCGUGCUCAGGACCGGCUUUUCUCACGUAUGAGGUCGUUGGUCCGGGAUGAUGAAACGGAGAACUAG